Molecule: messenger RNA, 693 nt
Organism: Elephantulus edwardii (Cape elephant shrew)
Lineage: Eukaryota; Metazoa; Chordata; Mammalia; Macroscelidea; Macroscelididae
Product: 3-beta-hydroxysteroid-Delta(8),Delta(7)-isomerase-like
Exons: 4
Coding region: 1-693 (230 amino acids)
Biological process (GO): cholesterol biosynthetic process
Cellular component (GO): endoplasmic reticulum; membrane
Molecular function (GO): steroid Delta-isomerase activity; cholestenol delta-isomerase activity; C-8 sterol isomerase activity
Source: RefSeq, a predicted model, not a curated record
AUGACCACCAGCAUCAACUCAUUGCACCCAUACUGGCCCCGGCACCUGAAGCUGGACAACUUUGUGCCUAAUGACCGCCCCACCUGGCAUCUCCUGGCUGGCCUGUUUUCCAUUACUGGGGUCUUUGUGGUAACUGCAUGGCUGUUGUCAGGUCGAGCUGCAGUUGUUCCACUGGGGACUUGGAGACGACUAUCCCUGUGUUGGUUCACAGUGUGUGGGUUCAUACAUAUGGUGAUCGAGGGGUGGUUCUCCCUCUUCCAUGAAGACGUUCUUGGAGAUCAAGCUUUUUUAUCUCAACUUUGGAAAGAGUAUGCCAAAGGGGACAGCCGGUAUAUUCUAGGUGACAACUUCACAGUAUGCAUGGAAACCAUCACUGCAUGGAUGUGGGGACCACUCAGCCUGUGGGUGGUGAUUGCUUUUCUUCGCCAGCAACCACUCCGCUUUGUCCUACAGCUUGUGGUCUCUGUGGGUCAGAUCUAUGGGGAUAUACUUUAUUUCCUGACAGAGCACCGUGAUGGGUUCCAACAUGGGGAGCUGGGGCAUCCACUCUACUUCUGGUUUUACUUUGUCUUCAUGAAUGCACUGUGGCUGGUGCUGCCCGGAAUCCUUGUGCUUGAUUCUGUGAAGCAUCUUACUUAUGCCCAGAGUGUGCUAGAUGCCAAGACCUUGAAAGUCAAGAGCAAGCAGAACUAA